GGGAAGGGAAGAAUGAAUACAAGGACUUGUCUGGGGACAGCGGAGACCCAGUCCCUCAGGGUUUCGUCAGAGCCAGGCCCGCCUGCAAAGGGGGAACGGGGUGCUCUGCGCCUGAGUAGGCUGCAGUCCUGCUGGCAGCCCAGCGCGCCUACUGCAGCUCUGCGUCCCCACAGAGGUCGGUGCUGGUUGCCUGUCCUUGGUGCAUCUCGUCCGCAAGAGAAAACAGCGGAGCAGCCACCGGGCACCCAUUGGAGCAAGCAGCAACAUGCAACCGCCUCCGAGUCUGUGCGGACUCGCCCUGGUGGCGCUGCUUCUUGCCUGCAGUUCGGCGAGGGUCUGGGGAGAGGAAGGAGGGCUCCCGCUUGCCUGGGCCACUCCAAAGUUUCAAGAGACGGGGAAGACAAUAACGCCACCCACUAAGACCUCCUGGCAGAGAAGUUUCAACUCCAGCCUGCCACAAUCCUCUGCACCUGCGCAGGUACCUAAAGGAGGGAAGACGCCUGGGGGACCGCCUCGUCCCCCCUCUACUCCACCUUGCCACAGAAACAUCGAGAUCAAAGAGACUUUCAAGUACAUCAACACGGUUGUGUCCUGCUUAGUGUUCGUGCUAGGCAUCAUCGGGAACUCCACACUGCUGAGAAUCAUCUAUAAGAACAAGUGCAUGCGCAACGGUCCCAACAUCUUGAUAGCCAGCCUGGCUCUGGGAGACCUUCUGCACAUCGUCAUUGACAUCCCCAUCAAUGUCUACAAGCUUCUGGCAGAAGACUGGCCAUUUGGAGUUGAGAUGUGUAAGCUGAUGCCCUUCAUACAGAAGGCCUCCGUGGGAAUCACGGUGCUGAGUCUGUGUGCGCUGAGUAUCGACAGAUAUCGAGCUGUUGCUUCUUGGAGUCGAAUUAAAGGAAUUGGAGUUCCAAAAUGGACAGCAGUAGAAAUUGUUUUAAUUUGGGUGAUCUCUGUGGUUCUGGCUGUCCCUGAAGCCAUAGGUUUUGAUAUGAUUACUAUGAACUACAAAGGAAGUCAUCUACGAAUCUGCAUGCUUCACCCCGUUCAGAAAACAGCCUUUAUGCAGUUUUACAAGACAGCUAAAGACUGGUGGCUCUUCAGCUUCUAUUUCUGCUUGCCCUUGGCCAUCACUGCAUUGUUUUAUACUCUGAUGACCUGUGAGAUGCUGAGGAAGAAGAGUGGUAUGCAGAUAGCUUUAAAUGACCACUUAAAGCAGAGGCGAGAAGUGGCCAAAACAGUAUUUUGCCUGGUCCUUGUUUUUGCGCUCUGUUGGCUUCCCCUUCACCUCAGCAGGAUUUUGAAGCUCACUCUUUAUGAUCAGAAUGAUCCCAAUAGAUGUGACCUUUUGAGCUUUUUGUUGGUAAUGGACUAUAUCGGUAUCAACAUGGCCUCCUUGAAUUCCUGCAUUAAUCCAAUUGCUCUGUAUUUGGUGAGCAAAAGAUUCAAAAACUGCUUUAAGUCAUGCCUAUGUUGCUGGUGCCAGUCAUUUGAAGAAAAACAGUCCUUGGAGGAAAAGCAGUCGUGCUUAAAGUUCAAAGCUAAUGAUCAUGGAUAUGACAACUUCCGUUCCAGUAAUAAAUACAGCUCAUCUUGAAAGAAGGAAUAUUCACUUAAUUCCAUUUUCUUUAUUGGACAGAAGUUAUUACAACAAAAUGAUACAUUUGCCAAAACAAAACAAAAAGCUAUGUUUGCACAAAACCACAUGAAAGUGUAAGAGGAAUCAUUUUAACAUUCGUAAUUCCACCUGACAUUUUAUGGUUUGUUUACAGCAUGAGAAAUGAGAAUUAAGAAAGCCUCAUUGUGAAAGCACUUAACUUUUUACAGUUAGCACUUCAACAUAGCUGUCAAUAGCUUCCAGUUUAUUCACACAUUACUUACAUUGAAAAUGAGCUCACUCAAAAUUCCUGUUGAAGAGGUUCAUUCUUAAAUCAUGUGAAUCUGUAUAAAGAAAACUUGAAAUUUAAAAAAUCCUAAGAAACAGUUUUUUUACAAACUGAGCUAUGUCAACGGUCAGAGUGUAAUUGGGUGCAAAGUGUAAAAGCAGAUCAGCCAGUUUAUUUUUGCACAUUAGAAACAUUGAAAUGAUUGGGAAAAAUAUACCAGAAAAGGAAAUCAAGGCUGUUUAUGAAAAUCAUAACACUCUGCAUUCAGAUAAGAUCAAAGAAACAGAAGGUUUGAGUUGUUAUCACAAAAGACUUCUUGGAACUGUCCCAUUCACAUACUUUGCAAAGAAAGUAUCUACACUGUCUACAGAUUUGGGGAACUUUUAAAAUAUUCUUCUUCUUUUACUUUUGUAGUUUAAACCUUAUUUGUUUAGUUCUGUUACCUGUAAAUAGUUAGCUACAUACACUACAUGUAGAUGAUUAAACAGAGGGCAGGCCCCCAUGUUCAUAGCUUAACAACCAAGAGAUCCCAUAAAGGACAAAAUGUGAAUUGCCUGGUGCAGUCUUCACAUGGCAAAAGAGCAAGGAGCAUCCUCUCUCGCCCAUGAUCUCUAGCAUUAGUAUAAUAUAGUUAAAGUAUUAUUUUUCAAGUUAUCCAAAUUAGGCAAUUUAACAGCAAUCUGGGAGGCUUAUUACUAAUUUUUAUAUUAUUUUUUUUAAAUAGCCAACAGAAAGGUAUACAUCUGGGCAUGUGUUUUUCUAGCAAUUAGAGGUAAAAUUGUUUCUUAGGACUAUGAAAAUCUCUUUACUUUGUACAUGCUUGCCUUACUUUUUAAUCUCCUCAGCAAAGUACUUUAGGUUGACUUGGGGUGAAAUGCGUGUGAAAGUAUGUACAAGAGAAACCAGAAGAGAGAGGAAAUGAGGUGGGGUAGGAGGAAACCCAUGGGGACAGAUUCCCAUUCUUAGCGCAGAGUUCGUCAUUGCCCCGUCACAGCAAUGCAAAAGGUCCUGAUUCUAUUCCAGCAAAAUACAGGGCAGUGUUCUCAGACUGACGUUAGGAACAAAUUAGGCCCAAGAGCUUUAACUUUGGCUUAAAAUAUAACAGAAUUUCCUUUUUUUUUUUUUCUUUUAGUAAGCCAGGCCACAUGUUGGAAA
This is a messenger RNA of Fukomys damarensis (Damara mole-rat), 3041 nucleotides long. RefSeq names its product endothelin receptor type B (gene Ednrb). Gene Ontology annotation, molecular function: endothelin receptor activity. Gene Ontology annotation, cellular component: membrane. Lineage: Eukaryota; Metazoa; Chordata; Mammalia; Rodentia; Bathyergidae. Bases 266 to 1597 code for a protein of 443 amino acids. The record is from RefSeq and is a predicted model, not a curated record. Gene Ontology annotation, biological process: G protein-coupled receptor signaling pathway; enteric nervous system development; regulation of blood pressure. The transcript is spliced from 8 exons.